Molecule: messenger RNA, 1083 nt
Organism: Helobdella robusta
Lineage: Eukaryota; Metazoa; Annelida; Clitellata; Rhynchobdellida; Glossiphoniidae
Exons: 9
Coding region: 1-1083 (360 amino acids)
Biological process (GO): dendrite self-avoidance; homophilic cell-cell adhesion; axon guidance
Cellular component (GO): axon; plasma membrane
Molecular function (GO): cell-cell adhesion mediator activity
Source: RefSeq, a predicted model, not a curated record
AUGCCGGUUUGUGGCAACCAGAGUUUUAGCAUAGCUGAUUCUGCUGUGGUUGAGAAGUUUUAUACAGCGGUAACCAUUGAAUGUCCAGGAGAACCAGUCAAGCAGUGGUUCAAUCCAUAUGGGCAACUGAUUGAAUCAAAAGAUAAUUUUAAAAUAUCUGGAAAAAAUCUUACAAUUAACAAAAUCACUGAACAUGACGUUGGCAGGUACUUUUGUUUGGUUGAGAAUAGCAAUCUUACUGUGGAAAUAAGUUCUCGUCCCAUAGUAAAGACUCUUGACAAGUCAUUGAAUGUUGUCCAUGGUAACUCUGUGAACCUUAGCUGUCACGCAUAUGGACACCCAACAGUUAACUACAGUUGGUAUCGAGUGGAAAAUGAUGUUGAUCAAUUUUUUAGUGAGGGUAGUACUCUUUUCAUCAACGAGACAAAGAAGGAUGAUUAUGGGGUCUACAAAUGUUUCGCCAUCAACGACCUUGGCAACAGUACCAGCACUAUCAAGAUUAGAGUUAAAGAUAAGUUGGCUGCUCUGUGGCCGUUCAUUGGGAUUGUAGCAGAAAUCUUAAUUCUCAUCAUAAUCAUUGUCGUCUAUGAAAAAAGAAAAUCCAAAUUAGAUGCUGACGACGUUGGAAAAAAUGACAGACAUCACCGUACUCCGUGUGAAUGGUUCUGCAAUCCUGCAAAAUUGAAAGCGGUGCAACAAGAUGUCCGAUGCUUCAGGAGCAGAGAAUGUGAGACAACGAAAAUGAGCCAGUACUUGUCUUUAGAUGUGCGGCGAAUCACAGAAAUAUGCACGAUUGCCAAUAAAAUCCUAACGUCAUCUCAUCAGCUUAUUCAACUACCUGCAAUUACAAAAACCAAGGAAAAAACUCAUCCACCGUGCUUAAGGAAGGAAAGCUUGGUCCUCUUCCACCUUGAUGAUGACUUCAACGACGACUUCAGUGCUGAUGAGGUUGGGUUUUUCAACGCUCCAUCACUGGUCAACAGGAAAGAUGUCAGCAACAAAUAUUGCAACAUGCGUCUAAGUUAUCCAUCUUGUCAACAAGUGUCAACAAAAUCAAGAAGGGUCCACGACGUCUACCUGUAG